CAAGCGGCCCUCCAGACUCCCGUAUAGCCUGACAGCGGUAGGAGCUCUGUCCUCUCUCGAUAUACUUGUAGUUUAUCGAAGCUCACUGUCACUUUUAAUCAGUUAAGAUAAAUAAGUUUUUGCUAAGAAGAGUGCAACGGACAGACCCCCCCCCUGUCUACUCGAAGUUCAAGUUUUACCGAUACUCGAGAGAGAGAGAGAGAGAAGCGGCCAAAAACGUUCGUUAAGAGUUCACAACAAGCCAAUACGUAAACAUGACGCUGAGGACGACUUUCUUCAUUUCGGUCAUCGGACUCAUGGUGGCCACGCGAGUUCUAGGAUAUCCGUCCCAGGAAAGACUCAUGCCAGACGGAGCUCCUGUUCCCGCAGAACCAACCGACCAUGAGGACUCGGUAGCCGCCGCAUCGGAAACGGAAAACGACGAGUACGACGACUCGGACAUGUACAUGGAACCGGAUGGGGCUGAAACGAUUCCCAAAGAUCAAGCAUCCGCCUCGGCUCAUCACAUCUCCGACGAAGAAGCCGUCGCGAUUGUCGACGAGACCUUGCCCAAGGUCAUCGGAAAGAUCGAAGAACAGACGGAAGUGAUUCCCGAAACGGCCCCCAUACGAAGAGAUUUUUCGGUCGACAAAAGCCUCGAGUCUGAGAGCCAGAAUUUCUUCCCAAGUUUCGCGCAGUUGUUUUCUAAUCACAGAUUAUCGUUCGAAGAACAACAGCAACAACAACAUUACAGACCCAACAGGUUCCUAGGUUAUUUUCAGAGGGAAAGCGGAGGUUACGAAGCUGCCGCCAGUGAACAUCCCCAUCCUCUUCUGGGAUCGGGAAACUUCGGAGUGAUUCGAGGAGGGACUUAUUACAGCGAUGAAAAGGACAAGGACGAGUACUCCGUGGGCGAGACGCUCUACAACCCCUAUUUCCAUGGGUUGAAUUCGAAAGCUAAGCAGAAUUAUUACAGGAAUCCUAAACCGCAACCGGUUCACGGUGGUGACUUUUUCGCAAACUUCCGAGACUUCGCCGAUAUAACGGCGCCGCCGAAGUCGAGCUUUUCUCACCUCUCGGUUGUGUAUGCCAACAAAAAUGGCACCAGAGGACGAGUUACCGAACCGAGAAACAUCAUCGAGACACUCAGAAUGCUCGAGGAGGAGACGGAGGCUACGACCACCGAAAUCCCUCAGAAGAAGCUCAGCAACGGAAAGCGGAAGCUGAUGAAACUGAAGAAGUACCAAGACGACAAGACCAGGAAGUCGCGCAUGACCACCGAGCCACUACUCGCUUUAAGUUGAGCCUGAGACUGAAGGUAUAGGCUAUGAGACCUCUGAGGAUGAGGGGGUGAGAAGAUCCGCCAAGGGACGAGUCCCACGAUUAACAAACUGGCCUUGAUCGGAACCAAAGUCUGACUCUUCGACCUCGACUUUAAAUCCGUACGAGGUAAACGCAUUUCGAGAUGAAACGCGAGUCGAGAGUUUCAUACGUCUGAAAUAAAAAAGCUCCAAAACUAAAAUCCGACGAAGUAGGGAAAUUUAGAUUUUUAAUUAUGUCCUAACUGUUUUUCGAAUUUUGCACUUGACUGGAGAAAUUUUUGUCACGGAUUUACACAGCCCCGUCGCUGACCCAGUAUUUCGAGAAUACGAGAUUCUGAAAUCAACGACGAACUCUUGACCUCGCGAUAAAUUUAAGCUUACAAUUAGUAAAGUAAUAUGUACCUUCUUAACACGUCAUCUAUGUAUCAUUGAAAAACAUUUAUUCUUUGGAAUGGACUUUCUCGGUAUUACCCUAUACCUGGACGGAAGUCCGUAGCGAAGAUGUUCACCAUGUCAAAUCGACGCCUGGACCAAAAUCGAUAUUUGUAAUAAUGACUAUCUAGUAAAAUUAAUCGCAAAUAAUUUUGUAUUAUGGUGUAGACGUCGGUGAUUUGUUAUUGUAUACCUAUAUAUAUAUAUAUAUUUUUCGUUGUUGACUAUUGUAGCGUGACUAUAGAGUUACAUGAUAAUGAAAACGGUAAAUGAGAAAAAGAAAAUGAAAAACACCUAUGUGAGAAAAAUGAAGUGGUUUAAUAAAAACUAUACAUAUUUUCUAA
Athalia rosae (coleseed sawfly) is the source of this 2077-nucleotide messenger RNA. RefSeq lists its product as uncharacterized. Lineage: Eukaryota; Metazoa; Arthropoda; Insecta; Hymenoptera; Athaliidae. The transcript has 3 exons. Bases 255 to 1283 code for a protein of 342 amino acids. The record is from RefSeq and is a predicted model, not a curated record.